AUGGAACACGUACGUGCGCAGCAGAGAGCCUCUGAGCGGAGCUUUCCGGACUUUCUUCUGUUCGUCCAGUUUCCGGAGCUCCCGCUCGAUUCUCCUGUGGUCCUCCUGGACGGGGUCCGUCCCCUCCAGCUCCGCCUUCAGGCAGGCCUUCUUCUUAUGUCUCUCUUUGUCCAGGGUCCUCAGUCGGUACAGAGCGUGGCCCAUGUAGACGAGAGAAGGGGAGGACACGAAGAUGAUCUGCAGGACCCAGUAGCGGAUGAGGGAGAUGGGGAAGGCCUGGUCGUAGCACACGUUUUUGCAGCCGGGCUGCUCUGUGUUGCACACGAACUCGCUCUGCUCGUCAUCCCACACGUCCUCCGCCGCAACGCCCAGCACCAGCAUCCGGAAAAUGAAGAGGAUGAUACAAGGAAAUGUGCUCUUUACAUGGUGGGCAUCAUGUCCAAACAGGGCGGGAUGGGCACUACUUCUUCAUCCCUUAAAGAAAAGGAGCCCUUGGCUCUGCUGGUCACAGGGCUAUGGCCAGGAGCUCCUGUCAUGGUCCUCUUGGGGCAGCGCACUGUGGAGAGUCAGGGCUCCAUCUUCUCCUGCCUCUUGAAAAGCUUCAUGAGCUGGUUUUUGGCCGACAGGCUGCUGGGCGACAGCCCCGCGGGGCUGGACAGGGGCUCCUCCUGCUCCAUCCCAGAGGAACACUCUGGGCUGUCCUCCUCCUCUCUGGCCAUCUUGACCUGCACUCUGUCUGGGAGCUUCUUGCGUUUCCUGCUGCGCUCAGGCCUUUUGUCUGGACAGCUGCCGGCCGGGUCUGACCAGCGGGGACUUCCUGAUUCCCGAGUGCAGCUUAAGCUGUCCUCUGCCGUCAGCGUGGCGUCCGGGUCGGCGCUGGCCUGUCGGAUCUUCACUAUGAAGUGGUCAUUGGACCUCUCCAUCACCAGGGCCUGCAUGGGCACGUCAGGCUUGAACAGGAAGGAGGUGGGAGGGGCUUCUGAGGCCCCACUGCUGAUGGAGCCACGGCUGGAGUUAUCCGUGUCCAGAGCCAGGUGGAUGUCCUGCUCGGUGGCGUCCUCCCCGUCCAUCAGGGCGUCCUCACUGAUGUGGGCGCUGAGCACGCUGUCUGGAGUGGACAGGGGCUGCGUGCCCACCGGCUGGAGGAAGCUCAGGUGGCUGUCGGACUUCAGAGGAGACGGGAUGGUGAGGGACACGGCCAGAUCCUCAGCAAGAAUGGAGUAG
Molecule: messenger RNA, 1224 nt
Organism: Menidia menidia (Atlantic silverside)
Lineage: Eukaryota; Metazoa; Chordata; Actinopteri; Atheriniformes; Atherinopsidae
Source: the annotation of a GenBank genome assembly